Nicotiana tabacum (common tobacco) is the source of this 1082-nucleotide messenger RNA. The record is from RefSeq and is a predicted model, not a curated record. NCBI's taxonomy places the organism in Eukaryota, Viridiplantae, Streptophyta, Magnoliopsida, Solanales, Solanaceae.
AUGUGAUCCUCCUUAAAUUCUUUGUGAUGCAGGAAUUCUUCAAAUAGUCAAGAAUCCCUGAAAAGUAACCCAUUGGGUGAAACUGCGUUGAGGCAAAUGAAAAAAUCUUUCUAUACGAAGGUUCCUCAUUCAUAUAUGGAAUAUAUAGGAAAUCUUGCAGUUGAGACUCUUGGGCUAGAAUAUGGGGAAGAGAAGGAAUUAUACUAUGUUAAGCUUUCCGAUAACUUGUGCUCUGAUUUAACUAUCGCCUGCAAAUGUACGAUAGCCAAGGAUCAGAAAAGAAUUCAGCUCAAUAAGAUUGAGGCGAACCAAGUACGCCACAUGGUUGCAGAUAUGAGCUGUCUUGGAAAGAGUUCAGACCUGAGGUUGAUGCUACAUACCAAGAAAAUCUUGACCGCUUUAUCUGAUGAGGAGAUCAAUGGAAUUAAAAAUCUUAUUGGUUCUGCCAUUUUGGACUCAGAAGUUAAGGGUGGGUUGAGAUGGCCCAUUGGCAAGGAUUCUUCAGGGGGUCGAUAUGCUGUAAUUGGUGUCUGGCACACAACUGCAAAAUCAUAUGGAAAUCCGUCAAUACGGUUUAAGCUUCGACAUGCAGAUCGAUUUGAUUUCAGAUCUUCAACUGGUGAGGUUUCAUGGGAGACCAGCCUGAAAAUGCCUGGGAUUGUAUCUCAAUUGCGAAAGCAAACAAUCGAUGAAAAGCUGGUGUUGAAAAUGCUUGAAGACAACUUGAAGUUAAUCUGGGAUCACUGUUUGUCAGAUGGCUCUUCAAGCUGACCAUGUUUCGUGGUCCUUCACUUACUUUUUUGCAAAUAUCUGCAGAAACUGCUAUAUGUACAGUUGGUGAAGAAAGUUGACCUUUUGAAUUGCAAUGCUGGAAUAUACAAGAUGUAUAUUUUUGAAUUAGUUACUAAAGUUUACCCAAAACGCUGAAAUUGCUUUUUGCACUAUGUAGUUUGUGUAUGGAACGAUUGAUGCAAGGCCUCUGAUGCUAGUGGCAUCACUAACAGCUUGUUUGCAUGGUUGUUACCAAUUGUAUCGUAUCGUAUUGUUACUUUAAAUACAAUGUUUGUUUUGAUUGUUACUUA